This is a messenger RNA of Marmota monax (woodchuck), 30807 nucleotides long. RefSeq names its product ligand dependent nuclear receptor corepressor (gene Lcor). Lineage: Eukaryota; Metazoa; Chordata; Mammalia; Rodentia; Sciuridae. The record is from RefSeq and is a predicted model, not a curated record. The transcript has 8 exons. Gene Ontology annotation, molecular function: DNA binding. Bases 14864 to 19804 code for a protein of 1646 amino acids.
UUAUUUAUAUAUAUUUAUAUUAUUUUUGGCGCUGGGGAUUAGAACCCAGGGCCUUGUGUGUGCAAGGCAUGCACUUUACCAACUGAGCUAUAUCCCCAGCCCUGGUAGUCAUAUUUUUAUAUUCUGAUCUGAAACCCCCUGUCCCUGAGCAGUUAUGUUUCUACAGCUAAUAAUAGCAUUAAAUAUUGCCUUAGUGUAGUGGUUUAUGAACAUUAUUUUAAAAAAAUCUUUAUAUUUGACAUCUUAGAAAUUAAAGGAGAAUCAGUUAAUAAAAUACACAGCAGAGAUUAAAGGUAAUAAGAAUGAAAGUGUCAAUUAAGAAGGGAUCUGCAGAGCUGAAGAAUAAGUGUAGAAACUAAUGACCUAGAGGUCAGUCCUAUAUUCUGAGAGCCAGGUUGACAAGGAAGUAGAUAAUGACUCAUAGAUACUAAUUCAAAAUGCUCUUUCUCAAAUAAAGAUGUACUCACUUAUAAUGGAUUGUCAAACAAGGAAAAACACUUGUUUGGUUUGGGAACAAUCUUGGUUUAGAUGACUUAGUUUUAUUACAUUAUUAAAAACAUUUAGACUAAAUUUAUUUUUGAAUUUGUUGUAGUAUUGGGGAUUGAACCUAGGCACUCUACCACUGAGCUACAUCCCCAGCUCUUUCAUUUAUUUUUUAAGGUAUUACUAAGUUGCUGAGGCUGGCCUUGACCUCAGCCUCCCAGGUAACUGAGAUUAUAGAUGUGCACUAUUAGGCCUGACUGGAUUGCAUUUUUAAUUUAUUCUUUGAGUCAAUGUUCUGUGAACAUUUAUACUAGCUAUCAGGAACCAUGCAGGGAUAUAGUGUUAUGCAGAACAGAUUCUGUUGUGGCUUGCAUGGAUGGGAGAAAUAUGGAUGUUAAUUACAUGAGGAACCAGAUGAGAGUUCUAAAAGGAGACAUUGUUUCUCUCUCUCUCUCUGUAUGUGUUUGUUUGGGAGGGUGGGGGUUGGUGUAACACAUUCAGAAUUUAUGAGAAAAAAAUUCUAAUCUAUAGAUAGAUUAGUUGGAAUUUGCUAACCAGGGAAAGGAGGAGGGAAAAAGUAGUGGAUAGAAAGGAUUUUUUUUUUUUUCUAGACAGGAGGCUUAACAUGUGUUUGCAGGGGGGAAAACAAAAUAGACCUUGGUUUCUCAGGAUUCUAAGUUAUAUAAAUCCUGAGUUAUAUAAAUAUUUAUAUUGCCCUCUGACUACUUGAUGUACCUAAACAUGCUUUAUAAAGGUUCAUUUUUUAAAAAAUUGUAGCAUAUUUGUUAACUUAAAAAAAACAAAAACUGACAUAAGAAAUAUCGAGGGGGAGCAUUGAAUGAGUAUACUGUUAAAACAUUGCAGAAAGAAAUGACAGUUAUACUUAGGCACUGGAUAUUUCUAUAAAUACAUAGAUACAUAUUCAUUUGAGAUAUGAAGGUUUUCUUUAGUGGGUACUUUGUUAUUCUUACUCUCAUUUAUUUCAAGAUCAAACAGAAGUGAUUUUUUAAACCUUAUUUUAAAUUGAGAUAUAAUUAAAAGCACUUCUUAAGUUAGGACAGUUAUCUACACCCUAGUGACUUCUACACAUAAAUUUUAGAAUCACUCUGUCUUUUUUCAAAAUAGUUUGUUGGAAUUUUAGUAAAGAUUAUACCUUAAGUCUACACUACAGUUUAGUGAGCCUGGGUAUCUAUCUUAAUUAUGCUGAACUUUCUACCAUGCUUUUUUUAAAAAAUAAAAUAGUUAUUGGACUGGGGAUGCACAGCUAUAGUCCUGGGUGCUCAGGAAGCUGAGGCAGGAGGAUCACAAGUUUGAGGUCAGCUUGGGCAACAUAGUGAGACCCUGACUGACUAAACAGAUAAGUAGGAAGGAAGGAGAAUAAUUUUAGAUAACUGUCAGAGAACCAAACAAAUUCUAAACAUAAGAUCAAAAUUAAGGUAUAAUUUUCUAUAACUCUGACACAGAACCUAGACUGGCCCAUCAUAUUAGAUCAGGUUCUUCUGUGAGUAUAACCUUCUUUCAAAGUGUUUUUUCACUUUGUUCUGUUUUUGAAUGCUUGAGAUUGAACCCAUGGCCUGAACACAAUAAAUGCACUCUCUACUCAGGAGCUAUACCCUCAGGCUCAUGUUUUUUAAUUAUGUGCUUUUGACCAUCUUAUUGUGUAUCUCCAUGAAGUAUUAAGGCUCUUGUUAGUAAAGACUGAUUUCUGUCUUGUUCAACAUUAUAUCAUUAGGGUCUGGCGUUUAGUGGGUAUUCCAUUACUGCUUAUUGCAUAGAUGAAUUAAUUUUUGAGUGAAUAGAAAUUAGUGUCUCAAUUCUUUUUAAGCAGAUAUUCAGGUGACAUUGAACUGUAUGCUUCAGGAGGACAUAGACUUAUCUGCACUGUUCAUCAGUAAGCCUCAGCUAGUGAAUGAUGAGGCCCAUAUUUAAAUCUGUGUAGGAUCUGACUUCAUUGCCUGGGUUCCUAACCAUGAGUUUUGACUUCUACCUUAAGAAGGAACAAUUAGAAGUGGAAAGAAAACCAAACCUAAAUUAUAGCCAUAAUAAAAACAAAGUCUUCUCCCAGAAUGCACUGACAUAUUACAACUUUGCCAUACCAGAGUAAAUUUUUCAUAUUGUCUACUCACUGACAAAAUAUGAAAAAUGUUCAUAUGUUCUAGUUCUUAUAGAUUAUUCAGAUCCCAAAGACUAAUUUCAAGUUUUUUUUAAUGUUUUGAAAAAUAAGUGCUAUUUGAAAUUGUUAUGUCUUCCAUAGAUAUUAAGCCUGGGCUCAAAAACUUAUUUCCAGUUUUCUUCUGUUAAGGUAAAAUUAUUCCCCCCCAUCAUGUUUUGUGUCCCCUAAAAUGAAUCUCCUAUUGCUUUGUCCUCCCUUUCCCCUUCUAUAGUCUCCUGUAGUCAUUCUGUUUUAAAGCCAAAGAUGCUCAUGAGUUUAAGAAUUACAGCAGUGAAAAACUGGGCUAGAGAUUCACCAUAGGGAUUGCCAGUGGUUUAUCUUGAUUUACCUUCAUAUUAGAACUUCUGUGAAUGACUGAAGAAUCUUAGAUUGGAAGACAAAUCUUUGCCACUGAUAGUAGUAAUUGGUUUCCUUAGGCUGUACUGAGUCUGUGAAGUACAUGACAUUGAGCAGAUGUGGACCAUGAACCAAAUGAGAAACUGCUGCAUUUGCCUUGAGGCAAGUGGUAUCACCAUGCUUUUCAAACUGAGGCAUCAUAUUCCUGGGCAUAGAUGCAGGGAAGGUCUUAUAAGUUAUGGUUUUAUGUUUCUUGACUGCCAUUUUUGUGCCAUAGCUGAGAACUCAAAAUACUUUAAAAUUUUAAUUAAAAAAAUUUUUUUUUUUUUUUUUUUGGUACCAGGGAUUGAACUCAGGGGCACUCGAUCAUUGAGCCACAUCCCUAGUCCUGUUUUGUAUUUUAUUUAAAGACAUGGUCUCACUGAUUUGCUUAGUCCCUCACUUUUGCUGAGGCUGGCUGUGAACUCGUGAUCCUCCCUCCUCAGCCUCCUGAGCUGCUGGGAUUACCACCACUCUGCCUGACCAAAACAUUUUUAAAGAAUCUAAAACAAAAUUUUAUAUAUUCAAAUGCAAAUUUUAUUUUAUUUCUAGGAUCUUUCAAAAAACUUCUUGUGCUUGCACUGAGUUGUUGUACACUGUAGCCCAGAAUCAUCAGAUAGAUACAUGUGUAUCUUACACCUUGCCAUCAGAGAUAUUACAGAAAGACACAAGGUCUGAGAUAACAUGUCUUUGAAUAGGCACUUGGCCAAAGAUUUUAACUCCUGUAAAAGUUAUUUUAAAAAAAAAGUUUGUCAGUUGUAUUCAAGGCAUCAAGACAUUUGUUCUUCAACGAAUGUAAAGGUAGAAAUAGUUUUCUAUGGAGGAAUCACUGUAAUGUCGUUUUUUUUAAGUCUCAAAUUUUUUUUUAAAGGAUCAGAAUAGGAUUUUUUUUUUUAAUUUGGACAUUUCCUAAGGACAUUACUAUAGUAUUUGAUUCAUUAUUGAAGUAUGAAGUGAUACUAUAGGCAGGAAAGAACAGCUUUUAGGACUGUAUCUUAUAAAACAACAACAAAUAAAACAAUUUGGUACACUUCCAAAGUCAUAAUGCCUUCACUCCACAAAGGUCAGGACAGAAUCAUGGUCUUCAGCUCAUCUCCCCAUUAAGUUUAUUAACUUCUGGUUGAGUCCUACAUGGGCCCAAAUAGUUCAUGCCACAUGGAAAUAGACCCUGUACCCCAUAAGAAACUUGAGAUGAGAACUGCCCCUAAACUAGCCCUGUAGCUUUCCUCCAGAAGUUGUUCCACAGUCUGUAGCUAACUUACGUGCACCUGUGCUUUCAUAGGCAGCUAUGUCUUAUAGUCCAAAUACCUGGCAUUAGAUAUGAAUUCUGUUGUUAGGGCACAUGUGUUUCACACUGUUGCUGCAGUGUCAGUAAAACAUAUUGCUGCACCUGUGGAAAUUUCAGAGAGGUCUGUCCAGGGUAACCUUAGUAUCAGCAGCUUUAGUUUUAGCCUUUGUUACUAUGAGAUUUUUAAAAGAAUGUCCAAAGAAUUAAAGUGACCUUGAACUGAGUGAGGGUUUUUUGUUUGGUUUUGGUUUUGGAUACCAGGGAUUGAACUCUGGGGCACUUGACUACUGAGCCACAUCCCUAGUCCUAUUUUGUAUUUUAUUUAGAGACUGGGUCUCACUGAGUUGCUUAGUGCCUCGCUGUUGCUGAGGCUGGCUUUGAACUUGAGAUUCACCUGUCUCAGCCUCCCAAGCUUCUGGGAUUACAGAUGUGUGCCACUAUGCCCAGCUCUGAGUGAGGGUUUUUAACAACAGUGGUACAAAGGCAUUGAUGUUUGUAAAUAAAACACACCACUGCCUCUAAAGACAAAACUAAUUAACAAAAAAACAUUAUUGACAAAUUACAGUGAUUUGUCAAUACCAGUGAAUUACCAGUGAAUUAAUUCAGUGAGUACCAGUGAAUUCUUCUUUAUACCAGUAAUAACCUUGGAAUUUCUGAAUCACAGGAAAGAUGUUCUUUUUGUAUAACUGUUUUUUGAAUGGGCUCUUAUUUUUGGUAUUUCAGAUGAUAUUUUUAAAAAGAGGUUGUUUUUACUAAAACAGUGCAUUUUUACAGUGCAUUUUUUUAAAAUCUUUAUUUUUUAGUUUUCGGCGGACACAACAUCUUUUGUUUGUAUAUGGUGCUGAGGAUCGGACCUGGGCCGCACCCAUGCCAGGCAAGCGCGCUACCUACCGCUUGAGCCACAUCCCCAGCCCAAAACAGUGCAUUUUAAAAAACCAAGUGCUGUAGGAUAGUAUUAGAUGAAAGCAGAAUCAUCCCAAAUUCUCUAUGCAAAAAUAACUACCAUUGUUAACAUUCUAAACAAUUCUCAGUAUAUAGAGACAUAAAAGGAUGAGCAGAAGGGUAACAGGUAAAGGGAUGGAUAGUUAGAAAACUAGGAAUUCAAAAGGAGGCCCAGUAGUGUGCACCUGUAAUCUCAGCGGCUCAGGAGGCUGAGGCAGGAGGAUCGCAAGUUCAAAGCCAGUCUGAGCAACUUAUCAAGGCCCUAAAUAACUCAGUGAGUCCCUGUCUCUAAAUAAAAUACAAAAUGGAGCUGGGGAUAUGACUCAGUGGUUGAGUGCCCUGAGUUCAAUCCCUGGUACUGCCCUUCCCCACCCGCGCAAAAGGAAUCACAUUAUAUAUGCUAUUUGUUUUUUUUUAAUAAACCCUAUUUCUGUUUGAAUUUAGCCGAAAGGGAAAUUGAAGCCAUCUCUACCUUGAGAUAAAAAUCAAUUUACAAUAAGAAAUUCUAUAGUCAUUUUCUGAAAGCUUUCUCUAAGUUUAUGGAGAAAAACUAUUUGGGAAAAAGCUACGUUAUUUUCAUUUUUUUAAACUUUUCAUUUUAUUUUGUUUAUUUAUUUUGGUAUUGAUGAUUGACCCUAGAGGUGCUUCAUCACUGAGCCACAUCCUCAGCCCUUUCUAUUUUUCAUUUUGAGACAGAGUCUUGCUAAGUUGCAGGACCUUGCUCAGUGGCUGAGGUUGGCCUUGAACUUGGGAUCCUCCUGCCUCAGCCUCCACUGGGACUGUAGGUAUUGUGCCACUGUGCUCAGCUUAAACUUUCAAUUUUAGAUUUCCUCUAAUUUAUGAAAAUGGUUGUUCUUUGAAAGGUGAAGAAGUUAGCAUUCUAACAUUCUUCUUUUUUAAAAUAUUUUUUUAAUAGUAGGUGGACACAAUACCUUUAUUGUAUUUUUGUAGUGCUGAGGAUCAAACCCAGUGCCUCACACGUGCUAUGCAAGCACUCUACCAAAUGAACUACAACCCCAGCCCUCUAACAUUCUUUUUCGUUUUUUAAUUGUAGAUGGACACAUUACUGUUAUUUAAUUCAUUUAUUUUUAUGUGAUGCUGAGGAUCGAACUCAGUGCCUCACAGGUGCAAGGCAAGUGCUAUACCACUGAGCCAUAGCCCCAGACCCUUUAGCAUACUUUAGAAAGCAUCGCUCCCCUGAAUUGCCAAGUUUGUUUUUGUUUUAUGCUAUCCAGGUUUAUGAAAUUCAUAUUCUGAUUUUUCUUUUUUCUUUAUUUGUUCUUUUUAGCUAUAUAUGACAGUAGUCUGUUUUGACAUAUUCAUACAGACAUGGAAUAUAGAAAAAUAAUUGGCAAAUAAAUGAAAAAAAAAUGGAGUAUGUCUUAUCCUAAUUAGGAUCCCAGUCUUGUGGGUGUACAUGAUGGUGAGGUUCACUGUGGUGUAUUCAUAUAUGUACAUAGGAAAGUUAUGUUAGAUUCAUUCCACUGUCUUUCCUAUUUCUAUUCUUCCCUCCAUUCCCUUUUAUCUAAUCGACUGAACUUCUCUUCUUCCCCUUCCCUCUUUUUGUGUGUUAGCAUCUACUUAUAUUCUGGUUUUAAUCCGAAUUUUCACAGUUGUAUAAAAUUGAUUCUGUAUUUAAAUGCACGCAAUGCUAGAUAAGUUGUUUUGGUGUUAAUUCUUCAAUGAAUAAUGACUGAAAUAUUCUUCUAAGAUUAAAGGAUGGGAGGAGGAUAAAUAGCAUCAUGGAGACAUUAGAAAAUAUCCUUCUGGUUGCUCAAGGAACAUUCAUACGCUUUCACCAACUUCUCUUGCUUGUGGAAAAGAGGACAUGGGGCAUUUUGUGACCCUGGGAGACUUGUUGAAAAUUACUUACUUCACUGAUUGUGGGUCUUUACUAAAAUGGAAAGCGUUAAUAAUUAUAUUAGUUAAUAACUAAUAACUACAUGUUAAACUUAAUGCCUUUUAGUAGAGAUCAGUAUGCUAAGGGUUCUUGCAGGAUGUUUGCAGAUUUCCUCUAUUUUAUGAAAGUUUUUAUUCUAUGUACACGAUUUUUAAAGAUUCUUUGCAAUUCUCACCUAUGUGUAUUUCAUCUAGUCUUUGAUUCAAAUUGUCAUUGUCACUUUUUUAAGAUAUUAGGCCAUUAUUCUUUCAGAAAUCUUUCAUCAGCUCCCCACAAUAUUCAGGACACAAUUCAGACUUUAACAUGGCUUUUCAGGCAUAUUUUAGCUUACUGCUUAAUUUUACCUAGUUUAUCUCCACGUCCCAAUAUCAGCAUAAAAAUAGCUAGAGUAUUCAUAUAGUACUUCAUAGGCCAGGCACUGACCUAAACAGUCAUAAUAAUUGCUUGUAAUUCAGCAAACAGACCAUGUAAUUUCACUUUAUACCUCUUGUACAUUCUCUAUUCCAUUACUUGAGUAUUCUUCAUCAGUUUUUUAUUUAAUACUUGUUUUUUGAGACUCCAUUCAAUCACUUCUUAGAAGCUGAAUUCCUAUACUCACAUUCUGUACCCCAAACCCUCAUCUCUUAAAAUUGUUGUGAGAUGUCAGGGCACUGCAUAAACAUAGAGCAACAUGUACUGAUUGUUUUGUAUGACAUUAAAAUGUGUGAUGUCUCACACAAGCGGAACACAGAGUUCCCUCAAUUUCAUCCUGUAUGGCCCCUUUUCCUGCAGCGAGUAGUUCAGUAGGACUGAGUUGUCCAGUUUAAGAGCAGAAGAAACAGGUUUUAUAAUUCUUCAUCACCACCACUGCCUUCCUCAAACCAUAUAGUUGAAAACAUGGCCCACAGACAAGAGGCAAGAAAUAGGGAGAAGGGAAUGAAUAGGCAGUUCACAAAGAAGUGUAAGGGAUUAAUAAACAUAUAAACAUACUUAAUAAUUUAAUCUGCAAGGUAAAAUAUUUUGAGUGUUGUGCUGGCUGAAUUGGAAGUAUCAAAAAUCCAGGAACCAGGUGUGGUGAUUUGUAACUUAGUGAGGCCCUAAAGCAACUUAGUGAGAUCAUCUCCCUAACUUUUGGAGUCGUAAUCACUCCAAAAUAGUGUAUGUAUGUUCCUGUGCCUGUGUGCAUAAUCGACAAUCAUUAUUUUUUAUCUUUUUUGCUUGUUUAAUUGUCUCCACCCCAGUUCUUCUUUAGUAUAUAAAAUUGGUUUCAAAAAAACUAUAAUUUGUUGCCUUAUGUUGUUACCUUAUCAUCUAUAGUCUCUAUGUCUCUGCUACAGAUCUCUGAUUUUGUUCCAUAUUUAAAAAAUAAUAAAUACACAAUUAAAAAAAAAAAAAUAUAUAUAUAUAUAUAUAUAUAUAUAUAAAACAAAGGGCUGGGGAUGUGGCUCAAUAGUUAACUGCCCCUGGAUUCAAUCCCUAGUACCAAGAAAAAAAAAUUAGUAACAGAGAGUAGAUCAUGUAAAGUAUUUUUAUCCAAAAUGCUUGAGACCAGCAGUGUUUCAUAUUUCUGAGUUUUUUCAAUUUUGAACAUUUAUAUAGACAGUUGUUGAAUAUUCUUAAUCUGAAAAUCCAAAAUCUGAAAUGCCCCCAUAUCUAAAACUUUUUGAGCAUGGUGUUGGUGCUCAAAAGUUUUGGAUUUUGGUUUUCACAUUAGGGAUGUUCAACCUGUACAGCCCCUUGUGAGUACUUUCGCUUUUUCUAUGAAUAAAAUCAUAUGUAUUGUAGGCUUUUCAACAGGAGAAUGACACAGAAUGAUCUGGUUUAGUUUUAGCAACCUAACCAGCAGCUCUAUUAAAAAUAGGCCAGGAGUUGUGGUAGGUGUAGAGAAACCAAGAGUAUUAGCAUAGAUAAUAAAUUGGAAGUUUUUGUUACAUCCAUGCAAGUGAGACAUGAAGGUUGCUCCAUCUAUGUGCUAGUAGAGAAGGGAGAAGUGGUUAACACUAUGAAUGUAUUAGAUUGGUAGAGGAUUAGUAGAUGCAACAGAAUUUUCCUAUUGGGAAUGAGAGUAAGCAAAUGAGGAGAACUCACGAUUUUGAUUCAAGCAACUGAAAAUUUAGUUGCCCUUAACCAAAAAGGGGGAGACUUUGGGUGGAACAGGUUUGAAGGAGAAGGUAAAGAAUUUAGUAGAUACUCACUGUGAAAUAGCACUGAUAUUAUAAACCAAGGAUAUGAGAAAAAUGGCAGGAGGGGACCUUUCAUCGUCAGUCUCUUGUUCAGUAACCACGUGAGUUCUCACUUCAUCAGCUUGAUGUUAUUUCUGUUCUAUUUGUGGAAGUUUUGUAUUGUUUUGGUUUUAGUUUCCCAUUUAUGUGUGUACAGAGCACUCACUCUGUGCCAGGUGUUGUUUUACCUAAUUUUCCAAAUAUCAAUGUAUUUAAUUCUCAUAAAAACCUUAUUAAAGUAAGUUUAUUCUUCCCACACCUGUGUUACAGAUGAAGCAGAGGAAUUAAGGUCAUACAUCUAGGAAAGGUAGAAUUAAGAGUCAAACUUACAAAUUACGAGUCAAAUCUGUAACAGCUUGGUUCCAGAGUUUGUGUUCUAAACUACUAUGCAAUAGUGCUUUUCCUUUUUUUAAUUCCCUGUGACUUUAUUGUGGUCAUGAAUGGAGAAUAACAUCAGAAACUUAUUUCCAUGUCAUUUACUCACAGAGAGGUUGUAACUCAUGUGUAUUUCCAUAACUUUAAGAAAAUAAGUGUUAUUUUCACAAUAUAAAAAUGAACAGUAUGACUGCUAUUGCUGAUAUGAAAGCUGUGGAAAUUGUAUCUGGAGGUGCUUUUAACCUAGGCAGGAUCACCCCCCUCCCUCAAAACUGGGAAAUCAAACCCAUUGCUGGUGAAUGCUAUACCCCUGAACCAUACUCCCAGCCCUGGAAAGGGUUUUGUAUGAGAUCUUCUGGUUAUCUAAGUUGGAAAGUAACUACUAGUAAUAUAUCCUUAUGAUUCUGUUUACGUGUCUGGCAUGUUGCAGAAAGCAUUGGUUUGGGAUUUGUGAACUUGAUGAUGUUCUCUGCACUCUGUGUAAAGUUGUAUGUUGUUCUACAAUGGGGAUAUCUUCUGAAAAAUGCAUUGUUAGAAAUUUCAUCAUUGUGUGAACAUCAUUGUGUUCUUACAGAAACUAAAAUGGCUGUAACAUCAUAAGUGAUAUUAUCUUAUAGAACCACCAUUAUAUAUGAGGUCUGACAUUGACUGAAACAUCUUUUCACAGCAUGUGAUUAUCUUCUCCUUUUUAAUGUUGCUUUAGUUGCUUCACUGUUAAUAUUGAAAAUCCUUAGGAAGCUAGUGGCCUUUUUGCAUUCAGGUAUUGGUUUUGCUCUGUUUGGCUUAAACUGACCUUACCCCAAAGGGAGUGUAGCUUUUUAGUUCACAUUUCUCUUUAAUAAUCUCAGUGACCUUUAGAGUUGUGGGUUUGAAAUGCUACAACUUUGCAAAGUGUUUCUAUCAUUUGUUUUUUCCUGGAGGGCAUAGUCAGACUUUAAAAGGUAACAAUAUCAGUGGUUUUGUAGCAUUCAGCAAAUAUUUUAAGGCCAUCUUUUUUAGCAUCUAAUAUUCUUUUUUUUUUUUAAAAAAGAGAGAGUGAGAGAGAUAGAGGUAGAGAGAGAGAGAAUUUUUUAAUAUUUAUUUAUUUUUUUUAGUAUUUGGCAGACACAACAUCUUUGUUUGUAUGUGGUGCUGAGGAUCGAACCCGGGCCGCACGCAUGCCAGGCGAGCGCGCUACCACUUGAGCCACAUCCCCAGCCCCAGCAUCUAAUAUUCUUAACAGGGACCAUGUAAGCUCAGAGCAACACUGUAUGGUUUGUGUUUCUUGUUGUAGGCAUUAGUUAGUCAUCAAUACAGUUAAAUCGGAACCAAAACAAACCCCUUUUUUAUUGUAGUCAAGAUACUGUAGUUUGUGUUUACUUCUUAUAUUGAAUGCAAGUCAACACAGAUUAUUUGAAUAUCAAUUCUUCCAGCGAUCACAUAAGUAAUACAAUUUAGAAUGUAUAGGAGAAAAGUAAAUUCUUUGUAUACAGCAAAUGCCUGCAGAUAUUUGAGCUUAAUUCUCUCUGGCAACCUGAUUAAGAAAAGCUGAUUUGGGCAGUCAUCUCUUUUUGGGAGCUUCAAGAGCUAAGGAUGAUUUAAAAAAUAAAUAAAUAAAUAAAGAGCUGUUUAAAAAAAGAAGAGACAGAUUGUAUGUGGCUGGCAACAUCUGAAAUACUAUCUGGUCUUUUAUGGAAAAGGUUUAUUCAGGGGAAGGCACUCAGAUUUGAAUCUCAAAAUCUCUUUUUGCUGCAUGACCUCAUUGAACUGUUAAAUAGGAGAUAGUUUUAGUACCUAUCUUGUUGGAAAAAUUAGAUAAAAUAGUGUCAAGUUUUAAAAAACAGUUUAAUGAAUCUUAGCAACUAUUGUAUAUUUAGUAUGGAAUAUAAAAUGAUAUUUCUUUAUGAAUAUAGUAUAUAGCAGAUACAAAGCAAUGGUAUUUCGGUUGAGAAUAUUAACCAGUACUGUGAUAUUUUAUAGGUUCUUAUGAUAGAAAUGAAUCUUUUAAAAACUAUUAUCUGACAUUUUCCUUUUUUUAAAAAACCAUUUUCAGUAUUUGGUAAUUUCUAUGAAUAGCAUGAUUUAAUUAUUGUCUUUGUGCUGAUUUCUGUCUUCUAGCCUCCUGCUAUUGCUGUUGGUUUGAGUUUUAUUUACCCCUUAUCCCACACACUGAGGAUUGAAUCCAGGAGCACUCUAUCACUGAGCUACAUCUCAGCCCUUUUUAUUUUUUAUUUUGAGACAGGGUCUUGCUAAGUUCCUGUGAUUGGCAUCAAACUUAAUCUUCCUGCUUCAGGCUCCUGUCACUGAAAUUACGAAUAUGUGCACCCAGCCUUGGUUUGAGUUUUGAGUCCUAGAGAAGUAGUUCUCAGUCUUUUUUGGUCUGAGGACCCUUUAAAAAUUAGUGAGCACUUUGAGGAAUUAUUUGACUAACAAUUUAUUUGAAAAUAACAAUUAACUCAUUACACUUAAACAGCAUUUCCAUGAAAAUCAUUGUUUCCCAAAACAAAAAAGAAUUUAUAAAAGGGCCACUGUUUUUUUUACAUUUUUGCAAAUUUGUUUAAUGUCUAAGUUAAUAGAAGAUAACUGGAUCCUUAUAUAUCUGUUUUUUCAUUCAGCUCUUCCAUAUAUUUUUUUGUUUGAAGUAUGUGAAGAAAAUCCAGCAUAAUUCAGAAAUGUUGAGAGAGAGAGGAAUAUUUUAACAAUUUUUCAGAAAAUUGUUGAUAUUUUUCUUUGAGUAUAAUACUUUACAAGUUUUUAAAAAAUUAUUUUUUUUUUGAGAAUGAUUUUAGGUACAUAGCAAAAUUGAGCAGAAAGUAUAGCAUUCCUAUAUGCCACCGUCCCCACACAAGUGCAGCUUCCACUCUUUGAAUACCCCAUAUCAGUGGUACAUUUUUCAGUUGAUGAACAUACACUGACACAUCACUCUUAUCCAAAGUCUAUUAUUUACAUUAGGGUUCACUCUGUGAAUGCAUUCUGUGAGUGUGUGUGUGUGUGUGUAUCAUACAUAUAUCAUCAUUCAAGUAUUUUAGUGCUCUAAAAUAAUCCUCUGUGCUCUGCCAGUUCAUCUCCCUCCCACUACUCUUGACAACCAUUGAUCUUUUACUGUCUCCAGAGUUUUAUGCAGUUAGAAACACAGUAUGUAGUCUUUUCAGAUUGAUUUCUUUUAGUUAGUAAUAUUCAUUUAAAUUUCCUCUGUGCCUUUUCAUGACACAAGAGCUCAUUUCUUUUUAGCAGUAAAUAAUAUUUUAUUGUUUGUAUAUACCACAGUUUGUUUUUUCACUUCCUGAAGGACAUCUUGGUUGCUUCUAGGUUUUUACAGUUAUGAGUAAAGCUGCUAUAAAAAUGCAUUUGCAGGUUUUUAUGUGGGUAUGUUUUUAAUUCAUUUGGGUAAAUACCAAAAGUGUGAUGCUGGAUUGUAUGAUAAGAGUAUGUUUAAUUUUAUAAGGAACUGCUGAACUGUCCUCCAUGGUGACUACUAUUUAUCAUUUCCAGCAAUAAUGAAUUAGAGUUCUUAUUGCCCUAUAUCCUCACCAACAUUUGAUGUCUAUAUUCUGCCCAUUCUAAAAAGUGUGUGGUAGAAUCUCAUUUUUUAAGAUUUGUAAUUCCUUACUGAUAUGUGAUGUUGAACUCUUCAUAUACUUAUUUGCCAUCCGUAUGUUUUCUUUUUUUAGGUGUCUGUUAAAAGUCUUUUGCCCAUUUGCAUUGGAUUGUUUUUUUGUUUUUUUUUAAUUUUAAUGUAUUAUUUUGGAUAACAGUCCAUUAUCAGGUAUCUUCUGCAGGAUAGUCUCCCACUUUAUGCUUUGUCUUCUCAUUCUCUGAAGUGGUAGUUUAUUUUUAAAUUAAUUAUUACAUAUUAUAGUUUAUGAAAAUUGCAUGUAUUUGUGGCAUACAACAUGUUUUGAUAUAUGUGUACCUUGCAGAAUGGCUGAAUCUAUAGAAGAGUUUCUUAAAGGUUAAGAAAUGUGGAGGUCUGGGGCUGUAGCUUAGUGGCAUAGAGCUUGCCUAGCAUGCAUGAGGCACUGGGUUCGAUCCUCAACACCACAUAAAAAUAAAUAAAUAAAUAAAAUAAAGGUAUUGUGUCCAACUACAAUUUAAAAAAAAUAUAUUAAAAAAUGUGGAAUCUAGGCUGGGGAUGUAGGUCAGUGGUAGAGCCCUUGCCUAGCACUCUCAGGCCUUGGGUUUGAUCCUCAUCACCUCAAAAAGAAAGCAUACCCAUAUAACGCAUGAUUUCAAAACAUAUUAAUAUGCCAUACUAUUAAAUAUAUAAUAUUUUAAUAAUAAUUAUAAAUUUAUAGAAUUAUAACAUUAAGUUCUUGGUACUUCUGUUUGUUGUUUUCUAUCGCUAUGACGAAUUGUUCUCUGUAAAUUUUAGUUUUUGUUUUUUAAUUGUGGGAGGGUUGUGUUUUACCGAAUGUCUCUCCCUUCAACCCCCAUAGAAAUACUAUGUGAGCAGAUUCUAAGAGCUUAUGUCUUAUUAGCCACCCUCCAUAUCUUUGGUAACAUAAAGGGCCAACUUUAUGUUAUGUUUAGAGUUAGGAGUUCUUAGAUAGUUCAGAUAGUGGAGUGAUUCUCAAAGUGUAGCACAUUGAAUGUGUAUUUGGGGGUCAUGUAUUGUGACUCUUGUGUUUUGGGGGUUUUAAGUUUUUCUUUUUAAAUUCCAAACACAGCAAAUAGCAGGAGAUAAUACUCACAUAAACAAAAACUCUUUAGGGGCCUCAAUAAUUUUGGAGAGUUUUAAGAAAUCUUGGAACCAAAACAUUUUGAAAGCUGCUGAAGUAGUAUGUAUUUGGAUUCUGAAACUUACAUAAGGCACAAGCAAAGGGCUUCAGUUUCUUCAGGAAAACUUCAUUUUUCUCUUCUUAGGAGAAGCAACAAAAUAAUCUGUUUUGUCAGUGGAUAGCAGUUUUCCACCUACAUUCAAUCCUUUCUUCACCUAAGGGAGCUGUGUUUCUGGGACAACACUUUUCAAACUUGAGGUUUGAAAGUAUUCUUGAAGGGCUGUUUGGACCUGCAUUAUUAAAAGAUCUCAGUUUAUUUAAAGAGUGUGAACCUGAAGGCAUUUCUGAUUGGACUUUUGAUGAAAAUUGUCUGUUCUGUUGCUUGAGAAGAGAUAAAGUAAAGCACUUAUACACUGUUAGUACCAAAAGAUGCCCCGGAGUUAUCUAUGCCUUCACUGUCCCAGCCCUGGGUUUCUCCAAGGAGCCUACUUCCUUUUAAUUGAAGAAUUGCAUAAAAAUGGACACUUAGUCCGUCUGGAUGAACCAGCUUCGGGAGCUGGGCAGGAAGCUCUGCUUAAACAAGAGCAAGCAAAAAUCAUUCGAUUCGAGAGACAAGCAGAAGAGUUCCUCAAUGCAGUCUUUUAUAGAAAAGACAGUCCCUGGGUCUUCGACCCCAAUAUUCCCCUAGUGGCCCGUGAGAUCAUGCAGCGAAUGAUCCAACAAUUUGCUGCUGAAUAUACCUCAAAAAAUAGCUCUACUCAGGACCCCAGCCAGCCCAAUAGCACAAAGAACCAAAGCCUGCCGAAAGCAUCUCCAGUCACCACCUCUCCCACGGCUGCAACUACUCAGAACCCUGUGCUCAGCAAACUUCUCAUGGCUGACCAAGACUCACCUCUGGACCUUACUGUCAGAAAGUCUCAGUCAGAACCUAGUGAACAAGGUGUUUGUGUCUCUGCAGACGGUGUACUUGACCUGUCUACUAAGAAAAGUCCGUGUGCUGGCAGCACUUCCCUGAGCCAUUCUGCAGGCUGCUCCAGUACUCAAGGGAAUGGUGAGAAUUCAACAGAAACUCUAGCAGUAGAUUCUAACAAUCAGUCGAAGUCCCCACUGGAGAAGUUUAUGGUCAAACUGUGUACUCAUCAUCAGAAGCAAUUCAUUCGUGUUCUGAGUGACCUGUACACUGAAUCUCAGCCAGGCAUCGAGGACCUACCACCUUUGGAUUCUGGAGCAAUGGAUGCAUCCAUUUGCAACGCUGGCUGUGCCCAGCUAAGCAGCAGCCAUAGGGAAAAGGAUGCUAUGUGUCAUGAUAGGAAGUCUCCUACUUCUGUAGAUUUGUUUGUAGACUCAUCCGGCUCUCACAGCUCUGUGCAUAUCACAGAACAGACCCUGAAGGAACCUCCUCCUGAGACAAACUCUGUAGAUGGAAGAGAGAAUGCCUUGACUGUUGUCCAGAAAGAUUCCUCCGAACUUCCAGCCACUCAACCUAAUUCUAGCAGUUCAACAGAUAGUUCCACUCUGGGAUACCUCACUGUGUCUAAUUCUUCCUCACAGAACUUCCACCACAUCUCUAAAAGCUUGGAGGGGCAAACCACUGGAAAGGAGCAAGACACAAAUAUGAAAACAUGUGAGGACAGUAAAGACCAUAUGCAGAGUUCAGCUUUAGUGGAAAGUCUCCUUGGAGUAAAAGUGGCAGCUGAGAAUAGCGAGGAGGGCAAUAGCUAUGUUGUUUCUCAAAGAAAUUCAUUCAAAGCUUUAUCAGAAGAGAAAUGGGACUCAGGGUUUAUGGAGAACUCAUCUAGAACUGCCGACAAAGAGAAUGCUCUACAGUGUGGCUCAAAAACACCUUUGCGCCAGGAUUUAGAGGCAGAUGAACAAGAUGCAAGGCCAAAGCAAGAGAACCAUCUUCACUCACUAGGAAGAAGUAAAAUGGGUUACCAUUCACAUCCCAGUGACAAGGGCCAGUUUGAUCAUUCCAAAGAUGGUUGGUUAGCCUCCAGCCCUGUGCCAGCUAUACACAAAGCACCUAAUGGACAUUCACGAACCAAGAUGAUAUCAGCCUCCAUCAAGACAGCUCGGAAGAGUAAAAGGGCCUCAGGGUUGAGGAUAAAUGAUUAUGAUAACCAGUGUGAUGUUGUUUAUAUCAGUCAACCAAUAACAGAAUGCCACUUUGAGAAUCAAAGGUCCAUAUUAUCAUCUCGUAAAACAGCCAGAAAGAGUACUCGAGGAUACUUUUUCAAUGGUGAUUGUUGUGAGCUGCCAACUGUUCGCACAUUGGCCAGAAAUUUACACAUCCAGGAAAAAGCGAGCUGCUCACCACUGGCAUCAGAGGCAGUUGUGAUGCCCAAGCAGACUCUUACAGUUUCAGCCCCUAGACACACAGUAGAUUUGCAGCUUCCCAGAGAAGACCACACUGAAGGACCUAGUAAAGAAAUAACCUCUUUCAAGGAGGGAGGUGGAGACACUUCAUCAGUGAAAGAGUCUCAAGAGCCUGAGGUUUGUUCCAUGAUGAAUGAACUGAAUCCCAGCAGUUCCUCUAGGCCAGAGGAGAUGACAGCAUCCAAUCCGGUGUGUCCUGGGCCUGCUCACCUCCCUGAAGAGGAUGCGCCAGAAGACAGUGCUGCAGUCUCAGCUCCCACUACAAGUGUGGUGUCUUCCCCUGAACAAGACCAACAGCCAGUUGCCCUGCUGGAUGCAGAGGAGCUGAGCGUAAUCCAGGACUGCCACCUGGGUCCCACAACUGAAAGCAUUUCUGGGCAAAGUAGUGAAGAAGUUCUUUGUAAGCCUCUGUCUUCUCCUGAAGUGAUCAGUAGAGAAGAAAGUCCUCUGUGCUUAGAAGAUCAAAGUCCCGCUGUGGAGGUGGAGCUUCCCCUGAGUCUGACACAGACUGAGCACAAGCACAGUACUGAGGUCAGGACUGGAGACACUAGGGAACUAGAUACCAACUCACCCCAGGAAGCAGGUGGCACUGAUACUGAUGAAAGCUGUGGUGAGACUGAGGAAGGAGAGGCAGCAUGUGUUACAAGGCAAGAAGGAGAAGACAGUGAUAUAAAAUGCUCUUCAGAAAAAGAUGUGUGUGAUCUAAACAUUGACUCACCAGAAGAGAAUCUGGACAAGAAGAAAAAAGUUAAAAAAUUUCCUGAGGCCUCUGAUAGAUGCCUAAGAAGUCAGCUUUCAGAUUCUUCCUCUGCAGAUAGGUACCUAAGAAAUCAAAGUUCAGACUCUUCCCUCACUUGUCCUGAGACCAAGGUUUCUAAAAAUCCUGGUGUAAAGUGUUCUGAAAGAGAAGGGUACACUGGUAGGAUAACACCCGAGGGCUUUCCAUCUGAUAGUUUCCAUACAGAAGCUCUGGAGGAUACCGAAAACCUGAAUGUCAGUGAUUGUCCCUCUGAGAACGAUGCUGAGCAGGAGAGUGAAGGAGGUGGGAUUGUCACAAGGCAAACUUUUAAAAACAUGCUGGCAAAAGACAUCAAGAAGGAAGAAGGGGAGAUUUUCCCCAGCAGUGAUCCCAUAACCACAGUCAGCCAGCCACUGUCUGGAGAGAGACUGGAAAUCUAUGUGCAGUCUAAGGUGGGUGAGAAAAAUGCUCUUGUUCCCUCUGAAAAUAUUCCUUGUAGGGAGAACCUAGAGCAAUCAAAAGAGAGGCCAGGACACACUCCCACCCAGAAUGUGGAAGAGGGUAAGAGUGAGGUAGAGAAUGAGGACACUCAGCAUAAAGAAGAUGCUAGCCAUGCCCCAGCUACCCCAGUUGGGACAUCAGGUGGUCGAGGUGGUAAUGAUGCUGGGCCACAAAGGGAACCAAGGCCUAAGAGAUUGACCUCUUCAGCGUACAAUCUGAGACAUGCUCAUUCUCUGGACUCCUUGGAUACUAUGAAAGUUACUUCAGACAAGGAAGCUGCACAAAUAAAGCCAACACCAAAGGAUAACGAAGCUUCCGAGAGCACAGACCCCUUUGAGGAGGAGGAUGUGGACACAGUGGUAGACGAACAGCCCAAGUUUGUGGAAUGGUGUGCUGAGGAGGAGAAUCAGGAGCUCAUUGCCAACUUCAACACCCAGUACAUGAAAGUGCAGAAGGGUUGGAUCCAGUUAGAGAAAGAAGCACAGCCAACACCCAGAGCCAGGAACAAGUCAGAUAAACUGAAGGAGAUCUGGAAAAGCAAAAAAAGAUCCCGAAAAUGUAGGGGUUCCUUAGAGGUUCAGAAGUUUUCUCCUGUUCAGAUGCUCUUUAUGACAAACUUUAAAUUAUCCAAUGUUUGUAAGUGGUUCUUAGAAACAACUGAAACCCGGUCCCUGGUAAUUGUAAAGAAACUCAAUACUCGUCUUCCAGGAGACAUCCCCCCUGUCAAGCAUCCUCUUCAGAAGUACUCUCCUUCUGGCCUGUAUCCUAGUUCACUGCAGGCUGAACGCUUGAAAAAACACUUAAAGAAAUUUCCUGGAACUACUCCUGCUAGGAAUAAUUGGAAAACACAGAAGCUCUGGGCUAAAUUUCGAGAGAAUCUGGACCAAGUGGAGACAGAAGAUGGCAGUGAUAUCAGCCUCAGUCCUAAUUCUGAAGAUGUCACAGAGGAAGUCAAGGAAGAUAGAAGUAGCCAUCCUCCCACUAAUCUACCUACUCCAGCCAGUACCCGGAUCCUUAGAAAGUAUUCUAAUAUUCGAGGAAAACUCAGAGCCCAGCAUCGACUGAUCAAAAAUGAGAAAAUGGAAAGUCCACUAGGUGUGGCUGUGGAAAGUAAACAGAGUCGGAAGAGUGUGUGCAUUAACCCUCUGAUGUCCCCCAAGCUCGCCCUCCAGGUGCAUGCAGACGGGUUUCCCCUUAAGCCCAAGAGUACAGAAGGAAUGAAGGGAAGGAAAGGGAAGCAGGCGUCUGAGGUCUUGCUUAAAGCUGAAGUUCAGAAUAAACGCAAGAGAGCAGAAGGCUGCAGCUCUCAGGACAGUAAGGACAAGGGGCCAGCAAUAAGGGCCAGCAAAGAAAAACAUGUUGAAGGACCCACCAAAACUCCUGCCAAGAAGCCAGCUGCAAGAGACAAAACCAACCAACUGCCUAAAAAGAUGUCUUUGAAAGAGAACAAAAUGAAGAUCCCUAAAAAAUCCUCUGGGAAGAGCUGCCCUACCUCCAGGAAAGAAAAGGAGAAUACCAACAAAAGACCUGCCCAGUCCAUUGCCUCAGAAGCAGUGGCAAAAUCUACAAAGCAAAAGGGGACAGGUGAGUCCUCUUCUAGGCCUCAGAAAGCUGCAAACAGGAAACCAAGCAGUGGGAAGACUCGGGCCAGACCCUUGAAAAGUCCAGAGAACAGUGCAACUCAGAGAAAGAGAAAGCUCAAGGCGAAGCUGGACUCUUCCCACGGCAAACGGAGGAGGCUAGAGGCAAAGUGAUGGAAGAAUGGCAGCCAAGGGGGAGACUGUUCUUUAGGAGUAACCUUUAAUUUUGCAUUAACUAAAUCUGCUUUUAUAAGCUUGUCAAACCUUUCAAAUUAUGAAUAGUGGAGAACACCACAAUUUGAGAUGUCAGAAAAUAUGUCUCAGGUGGAGAAGAGAACUUGCAGAGUCCUUCUCUGAGGCUGAGUAAGGGAAGUUAUAUAUUUUAUUCUGGUUGUUCCUUGGGUUUUAAACUUGGAACCAAGCAGUUUUCGUUUUAAAAGUACAGUGCCUUAUUUAUCCUUUUUGUUUUUAAAUUUACAAAAGCUAAAAAGCUGAUCUAUGUGAUUAAAGGCUUGUAUUUUAUACUUGAUGCACAAGCACUUGUACUGUAGCAGAGAAGACCACCAUCAUGCACACGAAAGGAGCUUCAGCAGCCACCUACAGCGGCUGUCCCUGUAGGUGCUCUCUUUGCAAACCACAGCAGUGACUUCCCUGUUUUGUUUUUUUGUUUUGUUUUGUUUUGUUAAGUGAUGUUUGAAAGCUAAACCAAAUCAUUAUUAUGGUAUGUGGAGAAUGCAGAGGAUUUAUAAUUAUUAUAAAAGAUUAAUUUUUUAUUAUCCUCUUUUUAAAAAAUCACAUUCAUUGUUGAUCACUCCUUUCAUCUUUGUUUUUUGUUUGUUUAGUUAUUUGGUUUUUUUUUGUUUGGUUGGUUGGUUGGUUGGGUUUUUUUUUUUUUUUUCUUUUUUUAAUUGGUCAUUUGACAUGUUCUCUAAAUUAUGUGCCCUUGGGACAAAUGAUGUGUCACAAGUGUAAAUUCUGGUUUUUGAAUUCUGAAAAUUAUUUGCAUUCCCAAAUUGUAUUACUGAUUCUUAGCAUCCUCUUUUUCAUUUUUGGCUUUGCAAGCUUACUAGCAUGCUAAUAAGGUUUUCCUUCUGUUUUGGGAGGAAAAAUAAUUUUUUAAAUACCAUAACUGUAAUUUGACAAUUAGGAUGAGAGUAGCUAUUCUUAUUUCCUUUCUUAUCCACAGUACUUCCCUGUUCAGAGAAAGCCAAAAUAUCAUUUUCCAUAACAGGAAUGUUUGUGUGUGUGCAUGUGCAUCCAGGUGCAUUUGCAUGUGGUUAUCAGCUGCAAAUGUCUCCUGAUCCUGGUUUUACAGUAAAAUUCUUCUUUGUGCAGUGUGUACAUGAGCUGAAUAAUUAGCGCAAACUAGACGGUUUUUUAAUGACCCAGGGUUUCCAUGGACAUACCACAGUGGCACCAGGCUGAGAGAGGUGUUGAAUAGCACAGUUAUGUAGAGGUCAGAGCACCCUGGCAUCUGGAAGCAGCUGCCCAAGCAUCUUAGUGGUUCUACACCCCUGCCCCCAGAGCUGAGGUUCAGCUGGGAUGCUCUUGAGUAGAUAUCCAUUUAUGUUAGCACCAUCCUGGGGAUUAAAUGCUUAUAGUAUUGUUCUUCCCCAUGCCAUGUCAUUCUCUGUCCCAUGACUCAGAAGUGAGAGCUGUAAUAUUUGUAAUUGAUGUUGUUUACCUCUCCCCAGUGAAGCCCAGAUAGGCCUAUUGGCUUUACUCAGUGCCUGUGACAUUGCUCUCUCAUAACACAGUGUGUACUUGACAUUUCCAUUGGGCCACCAGCAAACAGGCUGGGUUGUUUAAGCCUCAGUCAACUUCCUUAACAUAUUUUGUCACCAGAAUAGGCUUGUGUGGAUAGAUGUUGCCCUGUGAUUACUUUAAAAAAAAAAAUUUCCAGAUCUCUUUAGAUUAACUCAGAUGGACUUUUUUGACUUUUUUACUUUUGUUCAUUCAAAUCAUGAUAAAACAGGUCAUAUGCCCAUUCUGUUAAAGAUUUGCUGUAUAUAGGAAACUCUGAUGAUGGGAUAGGACUGGAGAAAAGCAUGUGAUUUAUGAGAAAUAGGGAAUUGUGUUGAAUUUCAGAGAAAAUGAAGCUUGCUGUCUUUAAUGAAGCCUCCACCCCUCCCCACCUUGGCCCUUCAAAAGCUACCUGUAUUAAUGAAACUGUGGAGUGUGUUGCUGGCAUCCCUUUCUCAGCACUAAGUUGCACAAAAGCAUUACUAUGUUUUCAAUACAUCCAUUUAAUCUUAAAAAUGGUUUUAAGGUUUAAAAAAUAUCUUUUCAUAUAGUUGUCACUGGAUAUUGUUUUUGUGGUGACUUAAACAACUGAUGUUUGCCACUGUCAGGUGUGCUGAUUCCUGAACAUAAGAGGUGCCCCUUGACUGCUUAUAGACUACCUUGUAAGGUGCUUGGAUUAGGUUAGGGAGAGAAGUGAGGUAGUAAGUUGAUGGAAUUUUUCCAGUUCCAAGUUUGUAAUUCAUUCCAUUACUUUUCUAAGUUCUUUUUUUAUUUUUAAAGCUCACUUUAAGGUAAUAACUUUCUCAUUCUAGGCUGUAUUUGAGGAAGUGUUGAUGUAUUUGUGAUGCACUUAGCAGUGCAAUGGAUCAUUUUUAGAAUCAACUCAUCUUUCAUAGUAGUAACUACAGUUAAACAGAUUGAGAUGCCACACAAUUAGGACACUUAAAAGUUUAGACUUGUUUUCCUAUUUGUUAAAUCUGAUUCUUGUUGAUUCAGUUAGUUUUGCUAAUAAAAGAAAGAAAACAAAAACUCCAGGGCCAACUCUGGAAGGCCCUUUGUACCUAUAGCAGAUUCUUGAAAAGUUAUCUCCCAGAUAUCUCCAAGUCCACGUUUGGUAUUGAUUCUAGUCUCCCCUUGUUUGCCUUCCUCUUCAGAGACCUUCCCGUAGCCAUUUUUGGCUUGCCACCAGAUGUAAAGGCAGUCUUGUCUAGACCCCAAAUCUGAGAGGAAUUCUGUUCCUGGGCCUACCCUCAGUGAAGUGACUGUCCCAGUGCUGAAGUUGAACACCAGAGGAUUAUAUUUCCUCUGAGUUUCUGGGGGAACUGGAAGAUCCCUAAGAAACCACCCGUAAAACUACCAUAGCUUCCCCAAAGCUGGGCCUCCUCUAGACCAUUUUCUAUCCCAUGAGGCUCCCUGGGUGUAGUCUACAUUCUCAGUUGGGUCCAGAGCCUUGCCCCUAGCACUUCUGAGACUUCCUACCUGUGAGUGUUAACUUGCAUCUAUAAUCAGCAGUUGCUAGCCCCUGAGAUUCCUUAUUAAAGAGUUCUAUGUAGUCUUCCCUAAAACGGUUUUGUGCCUCAUCCUUUUAUGAUGUUACAGAGAGAAGAGACAUCUGUAGUCAUCUCUUUACAUAUACCAUGCUUUCUCAUGGGAUCCUCUGCACAUCACAUACUCUUCAGGUGAAUUUCUCACUGUUCAGAUAGGUCAGUAAUGAAAGGCAUCAUUUCAAAACAGCUUCUUUGAAUUGAGAUUUGGCCUUUUUCCCACCUUGUGAUGGAUUCAAUUGAAGGGUAGAAACUGUCACUCAUUUAUGGCAGCAUUUCUAUUGAUUAGUAGGCCUGAGAGUCUAGUAGGAAAGGACAUUUUUUAAAAAAUAUUUUUUUAGUUGUAGUUGGAUAUAAUACCUUUAUUUUAUUUAUUUUUAUGUGGUGCUGAGGAUGGAACUUAGCACCUCACACAUGCUAGGUAAGCGCUCCACCACUGAGCUACAACCCAGCCCCAUCAGUUUCAUUCUUACAAAGUUCUUUGUUUCCUGUAGCAAAUGAGACAUUGUUCUAUUGAUACAGCACAGGGGCUGCCAUCCCUUUUUACUACAACUCUUUAGCAUUGAAUCUUCCUUUUAAUCACCCAUCACAGAACCACAGUGAGGCCAAAACCAUGAGCAAAUUAGGAUUAAGAGUUCCAAAAGUAUGUGAGCCAGCCUCCCAUUUCACUCACAUAGUAUGUAAUCAGAGAACUGACUGUGGCCACGCUUCUUUUUUAUUAAGAUAAGCCAUGACUUUGUUCUGUUAAAAUUAGUUGAGAGUACUUCAGUUGGACCUCAGUCCUCCAUACAUCCUGUUUAGAUGUGAGGAAAAGCCUUUUCAUAGAAUAGAAACAAAAUCUCACAACAGACCCAAAGCACUGUUUACUUUUAAGUUUGAUUUUGGUUUUGAAAAAUAAAAAUUAUUGGCACUAAUAACUUUUCAGUCAAAUACUCUCAAACUAACUUUAUAUUAAAGUAAGACAACAAAUAAAACUAGAGGCUUUUGAAGUGCUUUUGAAAAAAAUGAUGAAAAAUUGGAACAUACUGCAUACUGAAUGUGACUGAGAGGCUUGGGAAUAAUAUCUUUAAACCAAAUCCAGUCACUUCCAAGGUGGUAGUCCUCUCCUUCCCCCAAAACUCAAGGGUAAGUUUCUUCCAAAUGAAGUGGAAAAUCAUGUUAGAAAAAAAUUUUUAAUGUGGGGGUGGUACUGGGGAUUGAACCCAGGAUUGUUCUGCUACUAAGCUACAUUCCCAACUUUUAACUUUUUGUUUUGAGACAGAGUCUCACUAAGCUCCUUACGGCCUUUAAGUUGUUGAGGCUGGCCUAGUACUUGCAAUCCUCCUGCCUCAGCCUUUUGAGCCUCUGGGAUUAUAGGCAUGUGCCACUCAUGCUCAGCCAGUGAAAAAAUUCUGUCAGUGGCCCCUAAGGAGUGAUGGUCUCAGUUGUUUUGAAACAUUUAUUAUUUUAAUUUUUCCCCCUUUGCAAUGCAAGGGUUGGAACCCAUGGCCUUGCACAUGCUAGGCAAGUACUCUACCAUUGAUAUACAACCCACCCCAAUUCUUUUUAAUUCUUAGCUGUUACUUUUAUGUCUGAUUACAGCUUGAUAUUCAUUGAAAUACUGAAAUAAAAAAUUUUUAAUUUUUUUAGAUGUUGAUGGACUAUUAUUUUAUUCAUUUAUUUAUAUGUGGUUCUGAGAAUUGAACCCAGUGCCUCACACGUGGUAGGCAAGUACUCUGCCACUGAGCCACAACCCCAGUCCUUUUUUUAAAAUUUUUUGGUGGGCCUUUAUUUUGUUAAUUUAUUUAUACGUGGGGCUAAGACUCAAACCCAGUGCCUCACACAUGCCAGGCAAGCACUCUACCACUAAGCCACAACCCCAGUUCCUAAAAAAAUUUUUUUUAAAGUAUGGAAUCACAUCUGUAUAUCACAUCAGCAAGGUGGUCUUCACAUCCAGGAUAAGUACUCUUCCCCAUGGUUGCUUCCAAAUCCUUUUCAGGGGGAAAAAAAAUCAAUAGAUAAUUGUAUUUAGGGGCUGGGGAUUUAGCUCAGUAGCAGAGUGCUUAGGCUUGGCAAGACUGAGGCCUGGUUCAGUCCUAGUCCUGAAGGGGGUAGGGGGAAAGUGAGGAAACUCCCACCCCCAAAAAAGAUUGUUGUAUUUAAAACAAGCAGUAUUAGGGGAACCCUUUUGAGACUGCCUUCAAUGUUAAUUUAAGCUUGAAACAUCAAAAGAGGCCUUUUACAGUGGGUGGUUUGUGAACCUUGAGGUCCUUUUGCCUCUUAAAGAAACCCAGAAAGCUCUGAUGCUAAGGCUUGACGGUGCCCUGCUGCACUGUUGAUGAGCAGCCCCAAGGAACCACCUUGGACACUUUGUGGAGGAAGUCCUUGCUCAAGCUUUAGCCAUUGGAGUUGAACCAGAGCUGGUAAGUUCCUUCCAUUACCACUUGUCCAUCUGAUCUUCCUUUUCCCAGAGCCUUGGUGUUUUAUGCUAAGGGCUCAGGCAACACCCUUUGCUCCAUCCUUCAGACUAGUGGCUUUGCAGUCAAGUUAGCCUGAUGAGCUCAGACACUGGAGCUUUCUUACCUGAUGAGACCCUCCUAUUUAACACAAGGUGUUCAGUGUAAAAGCCACUUGAAACAUUCUGAAAAAGCAGCCAGGUGGGGCUGGGGCUGUAGCUCAGUAGUAGUGCCUUUGCCUGGCACAUGUGAGGCACUGGGUUCAAUUUUCCGCACCACAUAUAAAGAAAUAAAAUAAAGGUCCAUCAACAACUAAAUAUGUGUGUGUGUGUGUGUGUGUGUAUAUAUAUAUAUAUAUAUAUAUAUAUAUAUAUAUAUAUAUAUAUAUAUAUAUAUAUAUAUACAUACAUACAUAUACAUACAUACAAAGACCCUUUAAAAAAAGAAAAAGCAGCCAAGUGUCCAUAUUAGUGUGCCGGAAGUUGGAAUUAAUAAAUUUUACCUUUUUAAAAAAUAUUUUUAUAGUAGAUGGACACAGUACCUUUAUUUUAUUUUUAUGUGGUGCUGAGGAUCAAAUUUAUGGUCAAAUGCCUCACAUGUACUAGGCAAGCACUCUACCAACUGAGCUACAGCCCCAGCCCCCGCCCCCAGAUUUUACCUUUUUAAAAAGGGGUUUAUAUAGGAAAAAAAAUAGUAGCAAACUAUUUGUGGCCCUCCCAGCCUAAAAUAUUUACUACCUGAUCCUUUAUAGCACAUUUUUUGAUCCUUGCGUGGUAGUCAUUCAAGGUCAGGUUGUAUAGAGAGGCACAAAUUUAUUUUAUGUAGUUUAGCAUUGCAACAAUUCUUUACCUAAGUUUUAAGAUAUCUUGUCUGUUCAUCUCAGUAUUCAGCUACUAUUGCAUAUUAUUCCUGAAGAAUGCUGUGCAUAAGAAAAAAAGAAAAAUACCUCCUUUUCUGAUUGAAUAUUUAUUGAUGCAUUGUGGACAUACAUAUGAUCAUAUCUACUAGAGUCUGUACUUAAAACUAAAAGAAGAAACUUUUUAAAUUAAAAGUCGUCUUCAAUUUUAUGAAUCCCAGAGAACUUGACUUUAUGGUAGACAUUCCACUAAUAGCAGUGCUCAACACAAGCUCUUUACUAACAGCCUAGAAUAGUGCCUCUCCCCAAAAGCACAGGGCCUGUUAAUUUUAUCCCCAGAGCCCUCCGCUCCUUGUUUCUAGGGCAAUUGGAAGUUUAUUACUCCCCAGGCUUCGGUCACUACUUGUGAAUAUGAAUGAAUGGUCUUUGCCUAUUCCAACCUGAAAUCCAGAUCUCACAUACUUCUUGAAAUACUAUUAUGUCAGUUGCACACCAGCAGCUUUAGUUGAACCAAGUUUAGGCACUCUUCCUGGCCCAUGAAGCAUGAUCCUGGUCAGGCCUGAAUUAGUUCCUAGUCUUAGGGGGGUCAUCCUUGGUACUUGCCCUUCCUCUUCCCUCUUGCUUAUGCCAUCAACUCCCUUCUGGGUGGCAUCUUCUCUGGGAUAGUCCCCUCCCCCAAGUGCUUCACUAAACUCAUAUAUCACAUAAAAAGCAUUUUUUCUCUUAAUAACUAUUUUUUCUUCUUCCAGUAUUUAGAUGUUAGGUCCAAGUACCGUUCACUUAACCUAUUUUCCAUCUCGUUUUUUUGUGAUCCACACCUUGUGUUACCUUGUAGCUGAAGCUGUAGUGUUUGGGAGCUAAUUUGUGGGAAACAUAAUAUACAAACAAGACUUGCAUAAUUUUAUAUAUUUAUACCACCUGUAGGAGUUAUUUUUAGAGCCACUGUUGUUUUAAGAUUAUUGAUUUCACUAGUGGUUCCUGCAUUCUAAAUAGUCUAGGAGACUUAUUGACUGGUUUCAAAUAUAUAUGAUACAUAUUUAUACACACCACUGUGGAAUUUAUUUCACUGUAAAUAAUGAUAUUUUCCUGUUCAAAUGCUUCUAUACAGAGUAUUUAUUUUAACAAAAAAAUAAUUAACUGUCAAAAGGGCUUUUCAGAAAUUGUUCAUUCUUGCCACUCAUCCUCCACAACUACUAUGCUCAGCUGUUGAACCCCAGACGACACAGUGAAGGCUGAAGGAUGUGGCCUUGAAAUCCUCACUGUACUUGGGCAGAUACAAUGUGGACUGGAACCUGAGCACUUUUCCCCACUAUUGCCUGUCCCAGAACAAAGUAGGACUUCCGCAGUGGGUAUGGCCCUGCCAGGCAUGGCAUCAGAGCCUGCCUUAGGCAGCCUGCUUCUUCCAUACAAAAUUGACAUGUUCAACUAUUCACUUCCACAGCCUGUGCAGGGAAAUAUGCCUUAGUUGUAGCCCCAAGGAACUCCAAACCCACUCCUGUGGGACAAGCAGGAACCACUGGUUGCCUGAAGACAGCAUUGAGGUGUGUGUGCUUUUUAAGUCUCACUCUUCCAGGUUUGUGAGAGACAUUUCUUCACACUCUGACCCAUGGGGGAGACACACGUUACCUUCUGUACCCUACAAUACUUGUGGGCACCUUCACUGUCCUCCUCCUCCUCCUCCCUCUCAGCAAGCAUCUGUAGAUGUGGGCCAGGCCCACCUGUGACCAUUGGUUACAGAAUGAGACCAUCUGUUCUAAGAUGUGUUCAGCUUUAGUUCUCAGGAGUCCUGGUCUGCAAUUCAGAGCACCCUAAUAUAGUGGAACCAAUGAUUCACAGUCAUGUUCCUUGUCCCUGUGCCCCACUCCUGGGCACUCCUGUCUGUCAUGAGAACUGCAGGGAGCCUUGAGACUAGGGCUACAGGGAUUUUUGUCAUUCAUUUGAACCAUAGUUUGCAUAUUUCCUAUGGCCUCCCUUUGUCUUUUUUAAACAAAUUAGGACACUUGAACAGUAAUGCUGGAGAAUGUUUUUCUAAGAUACUAUUUGUAAGCAAAUCUGCUUUUAAUAUGAAAUGUGAAUGGGUACUAGGUGCCAGGGAAUUUAGCACUGAACUUGAUAGUCAAGACUUUUUUAACCUUUGCAGGAAGAAAUAGAUUUUGCUCUCAUCUAAACGUUCACAAGAAGUAAUAUUGUAAAUAGUUUUCUAAAAAUAUUUAUUACAUGUGCUGUAUACAGGUUCAUGUUCUGAGUGAUGUUGGUUUGCAUUGUAGUAUUGUAGAAUAUAUUUUGAGCAUUGGACUCCCUUUCAUAACACAGUUCACACAUGGAGAAAGAGCAAAACCCAGCAGGUUGAGAGCUGUUUGGGGCAUUUGGUCUGAAAUGUAACAUCGAAUCCAAGCUUUAACUGUCCCCUCUUCUCAUGUGAUUCUGUUAUAUAUAUAUACAAAUGUAUGAUAAAUUGGUCAGUGGUCAAUACCCAAUCUGCAGAGCAGAUUUCCAGGUGUUCUUUCUGAUGUGUUGCCCUUAAGCAAUAAGACCCUAGGUAAUGACGUGUUCUAGGGUCCUCAUUGGCCCUUGUCUCAGAGGAUCAGGUGGGGGUAGAACAGCUCUUGCAAUGCCCUCUUGCCUUUGCCGGAGAGGUUGCUGUACUUGAAGUUUUGCUUCUGUUUGUCUGCACGCUCCCUCAUGUCACAAAACUCCAGCAAUGGAUGAGAAAUCUGCCAGCACCAGACACAUCAAAAGUGAGCAUGUAAAUCCAGAAGUUAGCAAUUUUCCAUGAAUUGAUAAAAGUUUCCAGAAAGUAGUUGAGGCAAACAAAGCUCAUUUGGCUAUAAAGUGAAUGUAAGAACUUUUCACAUGAGAAAUGUAAGUGGAUAACUAAAUGUUUCCAACCCACCUUUAAGAAACUAGCCUAUUUCCUACCAUCCUCCUCUGCCAGGGCUUGAAACAUCUCCAGCCCUUGUGUCUGGGCCUAGCCCUAACUUAGGUCAGUGGAAAGAGGCAGUCACUCCUCCAAUUCUCUCAGCGUGUCCAGCUCAACAGGUUUCUAAAGCUGUUAAAGCAACCUCUCCUUGUGACCGUCCUAGACUUUGUGAAAAAGAAAUACCCCACACCCAAGUAACCUUUAAUAGAAGUAAUGUAGUUUUUUAGGCUUUUGGAAUAUGUCUUCUCUUUUGUAUUUAUGAUGGUGUUUGGAAUUUUUCACUAGUGUUUUUUUAGAUUGAAGUGGGUGCAUUGGGAUAAACCUUUCCAUUGCUGAGCUCGAAAGCAAGCAAAGAGGAAAGAAAUUGACCUAUAUUGUAUCUUUGGGAAGGUGACUACUUUUGGUGGUGGGGGUGGGGGAGGGUGUUGUAGAUUAUGUGGAGGUAAAAUAGAAUUCUGGCCUAAGGCUCCCCAAGUCUUUAAUACUUUGUAAUAAAAAUCCCCUUAUUAGCCUCACUUAAUCUCAAUAGAAGCCUGCUGUUUACCCUCAGGGAACAAGUAGUUUUCAAAAUUGAGCUCCUCCAAGGUCAAUGGCCAGUGCCCGUGAGCAUUGGUCGUCUUUGUGAACUCAAUGGCAUUAUUUUCCCAUAUGCAUUAUGAUAUUAAGAAAUUCAACCCUAACCUGUAUUAAAAGCACAGCCCAGGGUCCUAACUGAGGCUAAAUCAAUGCCUUUGCAGGGCCAAGGGGUCAUAGGAGGCCCAUACAAUUUAACUGAAGCUCAGGUGCCGUGUGGAUUUUUAUUUUUAGGCCAUGACCCUUCAGAACGUGUGAGGGCAGGGGCUGCUGAUCCGGCUGUGGAUUCAGGGAGCUCUAAAAUUAAUCUCUACCGUUCCUUUAAAGGUCUUUCUGGUUCCUCCCAGUGAUGUCAUUGCCGAGGUCAAUCUUGUAGUUGUUCAGAUAUGCUCCUUUUUGGUGUCUUGUGAGUCUUAGCCAGUGUUCCAGAUGCCCAAGGUCAGGGCCUCUGGAGGGCCCAGCCCCUUCCUGGUACCAGGUGUGUGCUCCCAGCCUGUGUGAAGAUAGUCCUUCCAAAAGCAGUGAAAUAAGAAAUUCUGCAAAUGGUAACCUGGAAGAUAAGCGUGCGUCCCUUGGGCCUGGAUUUCCACUAUGUUAGUGAGUGUAGGAAGAUACUGUGUCUUUAAUGGAUGAAAAUUCAAUGUAUGCUGUGAAUUUGUUGGUUUGAAACAUUGAAAAUUUUUCAUUAGACAAUGUUUACAUACCUCACCUGAAGAACCUUUGAGAGUGUAUAUAUGGAAAUUUUAAAAUAUAUUAAGUUGCUUUAAAACAAUAUGUAUAGGUAUAAAAGUGGGAGUUAUUUUAACUUUGAAUAUGUAUCAAGUCUCUUAAAUAUUGAAAUCUUGUAGGCUUUUUGUGCUUCUGUGUUUUACUUUCCUGUUAUAUCAUGUAGGACACUGUGUUCUUGUUAUUGGUGAUGGGGCCCACACUGAAAUCCAGGCUUGGAAGGAUUUCCUGUGUUGUUUCAGAUUUUCUUGUUUGGUUUUGAGGGAAGGGGUAUGGAGCUAAAGGAUGUGUGGGAGGAUUUCUCUAACAUUGACACCUAUUUCAUGAGCUUUUUAAGGCGCUUAUUUUACUGCAGCGUAUUAAACUUCUUUGAUAUUAAA